Molecule: messenger RNA, 554 nt
Organism: Calliphora vicina (urban bluebottle blowfly)
Lineage: Eukaryota; Metazoa; Arthropoda; Insecta; Diptera; Calliphoridae
Gene: mRpL54
Product: mitochondrial ribosomal protein L54
Exons: 3
Coding region: 73-468 (131 amino acids)
Cellular component (GO): mitochondrial large ribosomal subunit
Molecular function (GO): structural constituent of ribosome
Source: RefSeq, a predicted model, not a curated record
ACAAGAAGUAGUUUGCUCAUUGAAGAUAUUAGUUAAUAAAUUUAGUUGUUUCCUAAAAUAAAUUAAUAAAAUAUGAGCUUAAUAAACACUUUAAAUUUGUCCCUGCGUUUAGUGAACCAAAAAUGUUUGCAGUCCUCCUUGAUUGUGCGCUGCUUUGCGGUUGCUCCCACUCCAAAGAAACUCAAGAAAUUGGGAAAAUUGGGCCCAAUAAUGGAGAAGAAAGAAAUUCCAGUAGAAACGGAUGCCAAUAAAUUGGUUAAUUUUGUUUGCGGUAGCAAUAUAAUGAAAACUGGUGAACCCAUUAAGCUUAAACCCGAUUCUGAGUAUCCCGAUUGGUUGUGGACUUUAAAUGUUGAUCGUAUUAUACCUCUAGAAGAAAUGGAUAAAAAUACAAAACAAUAUUGGAGACGUUUAAGGAAAAUGGCACUAAGACGCAAUAAUCAAUUGGCUAAACUUAAGAAAUUUUAAAUAAUAUAUAGUACAAUAUUUUAUUUAAUUUUUAAAAUGUGGUUAUAAUAAAUAUAAUUUGUUAAAUAAUAAAGUUGAAAAAUGUA